UCCCGCCCGGCGGGCGGUGCCUAGAGCCAGACGACGGGUUUGAGCUGCUGGAAAGGGCCCCGGAGAGGCGCCGGGGAGCCGGGAUUUCUCCGGAGGGGCGCGCGCUCGUCCCCAGCCCGCCCUGGCCAGGUACCCGCCGGUCCCCGGCUCUGCGGACCAGGUGUCCCCUGCCGUGCCUGAGGCCCCGCCAUGGCCCAGCAGAGAGCCCUGCCUCAAAGCAAGGAGACGCUGCUGCAGUCUUACAACAAGCGGCUCAAGGAUGACGUCAAGUCCAUCAUGGACAACUUCACCGAGAUCAUCAAGACCGCCAAGAUUGAGGACGAGACGCAGGUGUCGAGGGCCACUCAGGGCGAGCAGGAUAAUUACGAGAUGCACGUGCGAGCCGCCAACAUCGUCCGAGCCGGCGAGUCCCUCAUGAAGCUGGUUUCCGACCUCAAGCAGUUCCUCAUCCUCAACGACUUCCCGUCGGUGAACGAGGCCAUCGAGCAGCGCACCCAGCAGCUGCGAGCUCUGCAGGAGGAGUGCGACCGGAAGCUGGUCGCCCUGCGGGAUGAGGUCUCCGUAGACCUCUACGAGCUGGAGGAGGAGUACUACUCGUCCAGCUCAAGUCUUUGCGAAGCUAAUGAUCUGCCUCUGUGUGAAGCUUACUGGAGGCUGGACCUCGACACAGACUCCGCUGCCGGCCUCUCAGUCCCUCUGCCGGCGUCCCCGGAGCCCAGUACUGGCCCCCUGCAGGCUGCAGCCCCUGCCCACUCCCACGCCGGUGGCCCCGGCCCCACGGAGCACGCCUGAGCCUCCCAGGGCUCCUCUCCCCGGGCCCCUAGACCUUAGGAAUGAAUCCAGUGCUCCCUCCCCUCU
This is a messenger RNA of Kogia breviceps (pygmy sperm whale), 858 nucleotides long. NCBI's taxonomy places the organism in Eukaryota, Metazoa, Chordata, Mammalia, Artiodactyla, Physeteridae. The record is from RefSeq and is a predicted model, not a curated record.